This is a messenger RNA of Necator americanus (New World hookworm), 1896 nucleotides long. RefSeq lists its product as uncharacterized. Gene Ontology annotation, cellular component: mitochondrion. The transcript is spliced from 12 exons. Lineage: Eukaryota; Metazoa; Nematoda; Chromadorea; Rhabditida; Ancylostomatidae. The record is from RefSeq and is a predicted model, not a curated record. Gene Ontology annotation, molecular function: phosphatase activity. Bases 1 to 1896 code for a protein of 631 amino acids.
AUGUCGUUCCUGCAUCUUCGACGAAAUUCUUGCUAUUCGGGAAUUUUGGUGGUUGUUGUUCGAGUUCUAGUUACUGCUCUUUAUGUGGUAUUAUUUAGCCAUGAACCGAACUGGGACUUUCCUCCUGACGUGUGUUCCCCGACAAACUCCCAUUCUCCGGCAGAAUAUUUCGAAGUUAUUGUGAGAAUAACCGUUUGCACACGUUCGUCCUUCGAACACUGGCGUCGUUACUUCUACUUUAGAUCAAUCCAGAAGUGGUACUCCACCACAAUGCCUCCGGUAAAAAUAUCUCGAGAGGAGUUGCUCAAAUAUGAUACAUUUCUCUUUGAUGCCGACGGUGUGCUGUGGAAAGGCGACGUCCCUAUUCCUGGAGCGGUUGAUUUCGUCACGAAUCUGCUAAAGUCAAUGAAAAGGGUAUUCAUCAUUAGCAAUAACUCCACAAAGACUCCGGAACAAUAUCUGUCAAAGAUUGAGCGAAUGGGAUUCAAAGGGAUAACCAGGGAGCAGCUUAUCACUCCUGCUAUUGUGUUGGCCGCAUACUUCAGGGAUCGUCCGGAAUACGCUGGGCAACCGAUUUACUUACUAGGUGUAGAGAAUUUGAAGAAUACACUGGAUACUAUGGGUGGAGUCCGAUGUUUCGGAAGCGGUCCAGAUCAUUUUUCUUCUGGUGCCUAUCAGGAUUUCGUUUUUAGUUUUGAUAUGCCCGUAAUUCCGAAGGCAGUUGUUUGCAGCUACGACUGCCACCUGAGUUAUCCAAAAAUUAUGAAAGCCGCUACUUUCUUAAAGCGACAAGAAGUGGAGUUUCUGGUUACCAAUGAGGACUACACAUUUCCUUGUCCUAAUCCCGACGUUGUUGUUCCUGGAGCUGGAGCAGUUUCUUCCACGGUUCGAGCGGUUUCCGGACGGACACCGAUAGUUUUUGGGAAACCGCAUAAGCCAAUAGCUGAUUUUCUGAAGAAACACCAUCAUAUUGACGCCGCGAAGACGGUAAUGUUCGGAGAUCGCUUGGAUACCGACAUACAGUUUGCAAAUGAUAAUGGUUUUGCAAGUUGUUUUAUGCUGACUGGAGUGAACACGAUGGAUGACGUGAAGAAGGCGGAGUCGUUUAUUUGCGUUAUCGCUCGAUCGCUACAAGGCUCCUUUAAGACUAAUCAACAAUUUCUCUGUUUGAAAUUUUCCACAACAAGCAUUACAAGAAAAGACGAAAGCAGUAAAGAUGACAAAGGAGAAAAACCGGUGGAAUCCGCGCCGAAGCAGCAAGGAUGGAUUAGCAAACUUUUGACUGGCCAACAGAUGGAUCCCAGUGGAUGGCAGAAGCAAAGUCACUCUAGUCUGCUCAGUUCUUCUGAGUAUAUUUAUGAGUUUGCUACUCACAAUUUCCGUCCUGGAGAGAAAGAAAAAUACCUCAAAGCAUUUGGCAACUACAGAGAGGAAAUGAGUAAUAAGCUUCCCUCUGUUGCUUUGAUCGGUUCAUGGACGGUUUCCUAUGGUAGGACAAAAGAUCAGGCUGUACAUUUGUGGCGACACACAAAUGGAUUCAAGGAUAUAGAUAACUAUUGGCGCGAACCAGAGCAACGACCUCCGUCUCAUGUUUACGAUCUCCGGUCGUAUGUACUUACACCAGGAUCAAUGAUUGAAUGGGCUAAUGCAUGGGCGAAGGGCAUUACUUUCAGACGCGAUGCUAAUCAGGACGUAGGAGGAUUUUUCGCUCAGGUCGGUCAACUGUACAUUGUGUACCACAUUUGGGCGUAUCCAUCUAUGUGUGCUCGAAACGAAACGCGACAUGCAACUUGGGCGAAACCAGGCUGGGACGCCACAGUUGCGUACACAGUUCCAUUGAUCAAAAAGAUGCAGUCGAAGAUCCUGACACCGACGGAGUAUUCACAGUUGCAGUAA